Leptidea sinapis is the source of this 2687-nucleotide messenger RNA. Its product is annotated as papilin-like. Gene Ontology annotation, molecular function: peptidase inhibitor activity. The transcript has 11 exons. Gene Ontology annotation, cellular component: extracellular region. Lineage: Eukaryota; Metazoa; Arthropoda; Insecta; Lepidoptera; Pieridae. The record is from RefSeq and is a predicted model, not a curated record. Bases 572 to 1951 code for a protein of 459 amino acids.
CUACAUUAUCCCCAAGUUCUACUGGGAUAUCAUAUCUCGCCGCUGCCUACCUUUCACGUACGGAGGCUGUAAAGGUGGACCCAAUCGCUUCUCCACUGAAUCUGAAUGUGAAGAAGUUUGUGGUUUUAAUAAUCCCAAUGCCAAUGAAGUGGCGCCAGAUGAUGUAGACGAUUGUUCCGAGUACGUGGAGGAGUGCGCAACGAUCGCGUGCGAGAACGGCGUCCAGCGCACGCGCACCCUGGGCGGCUGUGAGCAGUGCAGCUGUGUGGAGGUGGACCAGGACUGCAGCACGUACCAGGAGGAGUGCGCGGCGCUGCACUGCGAGUACAGCGUGCAGCGGACACGCACGCCGAGCGGCUGCGAACGCUGCACCUGCGUGCAAGUAGAAGUAGACUGCGCGACGCUACAGAAAUAGUGUGACACUACCAAGUGCCAGUACGGCAUCUCCAAGUACGUCAGCGAUGACGGCUGCACCAGGUGUACCUGCUUGAAGCACCCUUGCGCUAACAAGAACUGUGCACCCGGGGAACGUUGUGUAGCCACAAGGUACAAGGUAUCGGUGACAGAUGAGAUGCAGUACACGGCUGACUGUAGAACCGUGAACAAGCCAGGCGAAUGUCCACCCCUGAAUCUACUGCGAGCUUUAACGGAGAGAAACUGUCGACGCGAGUGCAAUGACGAUGCGGACUGUCUCGGUGUCGGAAAAUGUUGCGUGCGAGGCUGUAGUCAGCUCUGUAUGGAGCCAACACCUGCUACAACAUCAGCACCCACAAACAUUUACAAUCCAGGUGUACCGCAAGCUCCUCAACCUAGUGAGGAAAGAGAACCGGAAGUACGCGCAAGUGAAGGAGGAGUUGCGACCCUCAGAUGUCUAUUCCACGGGAACCCUCCGCCUUUGAUCACCUGGCGACGAAACGAAAUAACGAUCAACGGUGACGUCGGAAGAUAUCGUCUGUUAUCAGAUGGAGCGUUAGAAAUAGUAUCUCUGUAUCGUAACGACUCUGGAGUCUAUAUUUGUAUCGCGAAUAACGAAUUGGGGAGUGCCACGCAGGAAGUAACGUUGCAUGUUGAUGAUCCUGUGGAAGGACCGGCUGGUGUCGCUAACAUACCCAACCAGGAGAUCUUCGGAGACCUUGGCCAACCCCUCAGAAUCCGAUGUCUCGUGUACGGUUACCCAACACCGACUAUCUACUGGUACCGGGGUCUGAACGGGCCUAUGGUGCCCUACAGCAGCUCACUGUAUGAAGCUAGAGACAACGUCUUACUAAUCAGGAAACUGAACGAAGAGACUAUCGGAGAGUAUGCUUGUCACGCAUAUAACGGAAUAGGCUCGUCGGCGAUAUGGCCUUUUGUGGUUCAAGCGAGCCGACCCGACGGAUCUGUGGAGAUACCUAAACAUGUAACCCAACUUGAAGUCCCGGUUACGACCCCACAGAUACAAACCCAGGCAUCUACCACACCAGCACCAGAAAACCAGGUUCCACUCUACGCCGUGCCCGUGACAACCCGUAUCAACGCAGAGCGAACUCAAGUGGUGGCCGGCUCGGAGAUCAGAUUAGCAUGUGACGUAGAUGGCUACCCUGAGCCGCGUGUGCAAUGGACCAAAGACAGGAUGCAGCUCACAGCCACAGACAGGAUACAAAUCACAGAGACACGUUUGACAAUAUUCCGGGCACAGUCGAAUGACAGCGGCGAGUACAGCUGCGAGGCGGCAAACGAAUACACGUCACAUUCAUCUGUCAUCAACGUCACUGUCAAAGGUAUCUACAUACCACCAACGUGUGUGGAUAACCCGUACUUCGCGGAUUGUCACCUCAUCAUCCGCAGCAAUUACUGUCGUCACAAAUAUUAUUCUAAAUUCUGCUGCAAGUCCUGCGUGGAAGCCGGACAGCUGGAAGCUGAAGAAGCGGAGCUGAUGCAGGCCGAUAUGUCAUUUAGAAGGAAGAAGUAACGAGAAAAUAACGGCUUAUUAGGGAGUUCUAACGCCAGUUAAUGUAUUAUAGAUAAAAUUUGAUAUCGAAAUUUACGUAAAUUAAAAAAAUAGAAAUAAAUUUCGUGAAAUAUGAAUUUUAAAACCGUUAUAAGCAUAAUAAUAUAUAUUAGGUUAAGAUUUUACUGUCAAAUAAAUUUGCAUGAAAACAAAUUUUAUUAUUUUAAGUAGGUAAUGAUAUUUUAAUAAAUUUAAAGAUUUCGAAAUAUCCAGAAUGUAAAAUGAAACAAAAGUGCCUUAAUAAUCUAAAAAGUGUGUACAAAUUAAUUAUUAUAAGAAAUUUGUAACAUAACAUAAAUGUAAUACAAACUCUUACGGUGUUAUUACAAACAAAAAUUUAAACAUGGCUUAGACACGUGUUUUGUUAAACAGUGUCUAACUAUUUAAACGACGUCUAAAGACACUAAACCACAUAAAGACACGGAUUCGUAAUAGGGCUUUUUAAAACGCUUUAUAUUAGCUUCACCUGUAUGUUUGUAACCGACUUCUUUGGGCGCGAUUUUGACCCACUUUAAACGGCUAGAUUCAAACUUUGUAGAUUUAUCAAGCACCGAUGACAUUACACUAAUUUGAUAAAAUUAUACUAAAAAAUGAAAAACAAAUAAUAGUUAAAAAAAAACUAAAAAGCACGCUUUAUAUAAAAUUCAACUAAAAAAUAGAAAAUAAAUUUAAAUUGAAAAUAGUGUAAAAAACUAUA